AUGAAGAUUGCAAUUUCCCAUCUCACGCCUCUUAUCUGCUGGGAAGUCGCAAAAGAGAACUCGACUCUCAUUUUAUUCAUUAUUCCUUCGGGUGGCUUUUCUGUGUCUCAAAAUGAUCCCGCUUUGAACCAUUGCAUUGUCAUGUUUGGCCCUGGCCCCUGUGGCUGUCUCGGCUGGCGCAUGCAAGCCCAGAUCCACCACCGAUCUUACAACGGCCGCCUCCUCCACUCUGGAGACCGCGUCUUCCUCCGAAGCCCUACAGUCGACUGUGACCGAUCUCACAACCGCGAUCACUUCUACAAUUGA
Molecule: messenger RNA, 306 nt
Organism: Fusarium subglutinans
Lineage: Eukaryota; Fungi; Ascomycota; Sordariomycetes; Hypocreales; Nectriaceae
Exons: 1
Coding region: 1-306 (101 amino acids)
Source: RefSeq, a predicted model, not a curated record